This is a messenger RNA of Calliphora vicina (urban bluebottle blowfly), 1617 nucleotides long. RefSeq lists its product as uncharacterized. Bases 6 to 1367 code for a protein of 453 amino acids. The transcript has 2 exons. NCBI's taxonomy places the organism in Eukaryota, Metazoa, Arthropoda, Insecta, Diptera, Calliphoridae. The record is from RefSeq and is a predicted model, not a curated record.
UAAAAAUGCGGAACACUCUGGUGCUGUUGUGUUUAGCCUUGGCUUGCCUCUGCCACACACAGGCUGCUGUCUAUCGUCGCGGUGAUAAAAUUUCCGAAAAUUUCAAACAAUUAGAUUUGGCUCCCGAGGAAAUCGAUCCUAAUGUAGCACCUCUACCACCCAAAAUUGAAGGUGUUGAUGAAAUUACCGAUGACAUUUUAAAUGUCAAUGAUAAUGACAAUGAAAUAAUCGAUGAAGCUGGCGAAAAUGAAAUAAUCGAUGAAUCUGCCAAUGAAAUACCACAAGCCGAAUCUACUGUGGCACCUGCUGUUGCAGUUGCCACCACUGUGGCUCCUGUAACAGUGGCUGAGGCCGUUACCCCCAUCAAGGCUGAAGAAGAAGCUAAUGGUUUGGCUAAAUACUGUAAAUGUAACGAGAAUUACUGUGAUUGUUGCCGUAACUUCAAUUUGCCCUUCAUUCCCGUUAAGGGUCCUGGUUGCGCUAGAAUGACUUAUUUGGGCAAUGAGAAAAUGUCCAUCAGUUUGAAAUAUGGUGAUUUGACUUUGGCUAGCAGAACAGUGUCGAGCAAGAAAUCUCGUCCCAUUUGUGUGGGUCUUCCUGGUGGUUACUCACAAUUCUGUGGACGUGUCUAUGGUUUGUCUAAGGAAAAAAAAGCUAAGGAAAGUUUCAAGGCCUGUUUAGGUUUUGAAUUGAGAGCUGAUGAGGAAGUUGAGGCAGCAUUGAGAGUAUCCUGUUUCAAAUUUGGUCCUGAGGGUUUGAGAGUGGCCGAGGCAGAGCCAUUACCGGUUGAGACCAAUAAGGAAGAGGAUGAUGACGAUGAUGAUAUCUUUGGAUUUGGUGCUGGAGGUGAUGAUGAUGAAGAAGAUUACGAUGAGGAUGAGGAGGAUGAUGAAGAAGAGGAAGAAGCUGAUGAUGAUGCUGAUACCGGAGCCGAUGGUGAAACCGACUAUGCCGAUGAUGAUGCUGAAGAAGAAGCUCCCGUCGAUGCUGACUAUGGUGGUUUCAGUUUAGCCGGUUUACUCGAUGAAUUAGACGAUGACGAAGAUGAAGAAUCUAAUGCCAACUCUACUCCUGCUAUUGCCCCUCUAAGCACUUUGGCACCAGCUCGCAACGCUGUAGAAAGUAAAGAUGACAAAGGUACAGUCGCUGUUGCAGCUGUCGAAUCCACCGAAACUGUAGCUCCUGUAGCUGCUGCCGCUACCGCAGUAGCUGAUGAAGCUACAUCAGCCCCUGAAAGUAUGCCCGAUACCACGGCAAAAACGAAAAAAUCCAAGAAAGCCCGAAAGAAUAAGAAAAAGAAGGCUGCCGAUGCCGAGGGAGAUUUUGCUUAUGAUAUCAUCAAUGGUCUGCUGGAUUUUUUCAACUAAGCUUGCAAAGUGAAUUUGCUAGCAUGCUCGGUAAUAGUGUAAAUACUUUAUAUUGAAUUGAGUAAGACGAAGACGAAGCAAAUUUUAGUUUUAAGUUUUUGACACACACAUACAAAAAGAAAGAAAUUAUUUAUUUAUUUAAAGUAGUACAAGAAGAUGCGUUAAUUUAUUUCAAUUUAAGAUAAGAAAAUUGAAUUGUAAUUUAAUUUAUUUAUUAAAAAAAAACAAAGAAAAAUUAAAAAAUAAUAAA